UAUUUAUAGCUUAUCUAGUGAAUAUUAUUGACCGCUAGCUUUCUCCUGUACAAGCUUUCGUGUUUUUCAACUUGCAUUGAAGAAAACUUACGGAGGAGAAUGAAUAUAGGUUUGCAUUAUCGCAUCUUGUUUCAGACUUGGAAUAACGAAUGACAUAUAUUAGAUAAAAGGUUGUCAUGGAAAUGUAUAUUGAGAUGUCUUUUUGAAUUCCAUGAAACUUUAGAAAAGUUAUAUAAGAUUCGAAUCUGAGAGAACAGAUGUAAAGAACAGAGAAUUUUUGUGAUGCAAUUCUGCUUUUGGUGUUUGGGGAUGGGGCCCUACCAAUGAAAUAACAAAGCAAUCAAAGGAAGAGGACUCGGAUUUCAGGUUCAAUUGCCUCAAAGACAAAGUCGUCAAAAGCAUCAGUUAUUUCUUGCAAAGUGCAAAAAAGGAAAAUCCCUGAUAGUUUUAAAUGAUCGAUCUGCAAUUGUGGGAGUAAAUAUGGACCGCAGUCGGAAAUGACAUUGAAGUUUACCUCAUUACCAUUGGAUCAUUAUCUUCUGUAUUUUUUUGUCCCAAAAAGGAAAGUGUGUAAUUAUACUGGAGAAAGUAAGCAGUAAAUGUCCUUUCAAAACAGUCACCAUGACAGUUUUUUGUGUUUAGAUCGAUGAUGUUUCAUAACCUUUUUAAUAUAUACCAUCUUGCAUAUAUACUUUGAAAAUUAUGCAGAUCGGAUCAGAUUGCGAUCUUGAUUCCUUUCUUCACUUUACUUCCACCCAAGAGAUCGAAGGAUCGCUAUCUACACCUAAUGACAGAUUCGCAGAUAUUUUUUGAAGAGUUCGAGGAAUUGAAGCGAGAGGUGUCGAAGAUGACUCUUCCUGUGAUGGACGAGUUGGACAGAUUUUUAAGUGAAACAGAUAACGCGACUUUAAUUUUGCUGUUCAACGAAUCCUCACGAGGGAAUGGACCGGGUCUUUAUUCCUUCACCGAUGGACAUUCCUCACAUAUUUUCCUAUUCAUUUCCUUUGGUAUUUUAGUUUUUGCGUCUUUUAUGUCGAAUAUAUUUGUCUGCUGUGUCAUCAUUCGAAAUAAGAAAAUGCACACUGUCACCAAUAUGUUCAUGCUGAAUAUGGCUGUAUCUGAUUUGAUUUUGGUACUUCUAAAUGUGCCUCUGAAUAUUGCUAGACACAUCAUGGACGAAUGGACUUUGGGGAGACCGCUGUGUCAUUUGCUGAACUAUUCUUUAAUGGCCUCUGUUUACGUGUAUUCCUUUACCCUAACAGCUAUAGCGUUAGAUAGACAUCGUGUCCUUCUCUAUCCCCUCCAUCCAAGAAUUACCAAGAAAGAAUGCAUGGCUGUCAUGGUCCUGAUAUGGACACUUUCGUUUAUACUAGCCAUACCGUACGGAAUAUUUACUGAGGUAGGAUACGUUGAUAUUGUGUUUACUCGCAUACAACGCUGUAAAGCCAGUUAUCCUCAUCCUAGUGGAACAUGGGAGCAAUAUGUCACGGUAUUUACUAUCAAUUUACAAUACAUUUUUCCACUCAUUAUAAUUGGUCUGGCGUACUGCCGUGUGGUACAUAAACUUUGGAUUCGGACACACCUUGGAGUUGUCACGGAAGUGCAACGAGUCAUUCAAAUCAAUGCAAAGCGACGGAGUAUUAAAUUGCUAAUUGCCGUUGUGGUGGUUUUUGCUAUAUGCUGGAUGCCACUUAAUUUAUACCACAUUCUGACUGAUUUCCAUCCGGACACGACGGUGUUUUACUAUAGUAGCACUGUGUUCUUUAUCUGUCACUGGAUAGCUAUCAGCAGUACGUGCAUCAAUUCCGUAUUGUAUUGCUGGAUGAAUCCAACCUUCCGCUCCCAGCUUAGACCCAUAUGUUGUGGGGGACCUCCAAGAAACCAAUUCGAACAAGAUUACUUCGACGUUUACCUACAGAAUGUUACAUCACGACAGAAUGUCCGAUAUUGUACUGUGAAUUCCACGUCCUCAUCAGACGGCCAGCGUGCUGAACGAAUGUUGACGAAGAAAUUCUCAUACAAGAUAUCAUUUAAAUCAAAGGUGAAAUACAACGAAACCUAUCUUUAACAUUAUCAAUUUAUAGCUAUUGCUAAAUGUUCUUGC
Messenger RNA from Saccostrea cuccullata (small rock oyster), 2104 nucleotides. RefSeq names its product G-protein coupled receptor 83-like. Gene Ontology annotation, molecular function: neuropeptide Y receptor activity; neuropeptide binding. Gene Ontology annotation, biological process: G protein-coupled receptor signaling pathway. Lineage: Eukaryota; Metazoa; Mollusca; Bivalvia; Ostreida; Ostreidae. The transcript has 3 exons. The coding region runs from base 788 to 2068 and encodes 426 amino acids. Gene Ontology annotation, cellular component: neuron projection; plasma membrane. The record is from RefSeq and is a predicted model, not a curated record.